AUGGCCAGCCAACGCAACAAGGACGCGUUGCAGAAGCUGGUUCAACGUCCCGGCAACAACGUGUGUGCAGACUGCAGAAAGCCAAGUCCAGAAUGGGCUGCCCUUCCGUGGGGCAUCUUUCUCUGUGUGGAAUGCUGCAGUAGCCACAGGUCGAUCGGCACGUCGUUUUCCAAAACGAAGAGCAUUCUUUUGGACAAUUGGACGGACGACGAAGUUGCGAUAAUGAUGGAGAAGGGAAACCUAAAGGUGAACGACACGUUGGAGGCGAACUACCACGCCGCCUUCAAGAGACCGAAAAGUGAGAAAGAUGUGCGUGUUUUACGAGACCAGUGGGUUAUAGCCAAAUAUCAGAGAAAAGAGUUCUGUGCUGGAGCCGAGAAGCCGGCGUAUAUGUCAGGUCACAAGAGGGGCUUUCUUUACAAGAAAGCCAAAGAAAGAGUGGAAUGGAAGCCACGACUUUUUGAACUAUCAGAAAAGGGAAAUUACUUGAGAUACUUUGAGAAGGAGCAGGAUGCUGAGCCAUGUGGGAGUCUGCCUUUGACAGAGCUCAAUGCUGUUCUUGUUGAUGACAUUGUCAGCCAUCCGAAUGGCAUGGUGUUGAUGUUCUAUAAGCCUAGAGAAGACUGUGUUCGCAAUAUAUAUGUUUAUGCAGAGAAAGGACCGGAUAUAGUUGAAUGGUUUCUGGCUAUUAGACAUUCAAGGGCAAACUUACUUGGACUCUACCAGGCCGGCUUGAAUGAGCAACAGCUUUCACUAAAGAUGUCUAGAGACUUUGUGAAGGCGGGUAUAUUAUGGAAGACUGGGCCUGACAUGAAGACAAAGAUGAACAAGAGAUGGUUUCUAUUAGAUCAGAAGACACUUUAUUACUACAAGCAACCGCUUGAUCCACUGCCACUGAAGAAAAAGGCCGUUACACUGGGUUCGGUCAGUGAGGGUUAUGGUGUGGAAGAGGGAUCAGGUGGAGCUAGACUGUCACAAAACUAUCCUCUUCUCUUGCGAACACCAUCCAGAACAUACCAGUUUGCAGCAGAGAAUGAUGAAGAGCAACGGUCAUGGGUAGAAGCAUUUCAGCGUGUUCUUCGGAUGCCGCCUGGGCAAGAUGAGACAGGAAGCAUAGCAAAUGGAAGGAAAUCUUCUACCACACCAGUUGGCGGGGGUACUGCUUCAGGUUUCAAGAAUACUUCAAGAAGUUUGUUUCGUUUUGGAAAAAAGAAAUCUUCAGCUUUCUGACAGUGAAGUCAUGAAAAUUCAGUAGUUUUGUAUCACAAGUGGAGAUAUUAAUUAAGCACAGCAUAUCAGUACUACUGUACCUAAAAGCAAGCAACUGGCUGGCUGACAGUUGGGUAUCUAUAGAAUCAAUAAAUUCUUGCGUAGUGGUCGUACUUUACCCAUGGUGAUUCUGUCUGUCAAUAAAUUGAACA
Molecule: messenger RNA, 1421 nt
Organism: Corticium candelabrum
Lineage: Eukaryota; Metazoa; Porifera; Homoscleromorpha; Homosclerophorida; Plakinidae
Product: arf-GAP with dual PH domain-containing protein 1-like
Exons: 11
Coding region: 1-1230 (409 amino acids)
Biological process (GO): regulation of GTPase activity
Cellular component (GO): cytoplasm; plasma membrane; intracellular membrane-bounded organelle
Molecular function (GO): GTPase activator activity; phosphatidylinositol-3,4,5-trisphosphate binding
Source: RefSeq, a predicted model, not a curated record